AUGUUCCUCAUUGUGGUGUCCCUCAGCUGUCUGGUUGUCGCACUCAACGUGGGAGGCCAAGACCUACCUUGGAACUCUUCUGUGGUGAUAGGAUGUUUCGCAGGCGCAGGGGCGAGCUUUCUUGCAUUCAUCACAGUAGAGACGAAAGCAGAGAUGCCUAUUGUACCGGUUGAGCUGUUUUCGACAUGGAAAUGGAGGAAUGUGAGCAUUAUGACCGUUGUGCGAACAUUUUCGUUCUUCCAUCUGUUUGCACUGGCAUUCUAUCUUCCUGUGUUUCUUCAAGUGAUUGGGAUGUCUUCGGUAGUUUCGUCUGCACUGAUCAUUCCGUUCUUGAUCAUGGCAUCAAUCUCCAGUACCGCUACGAGCUGGCUUGCACCUAGAUGGGGUGGCGGGUACGCACUGAAAGCUUUGUUCAUCAUACCUCUGGCAAUCUUGGCUGGUGGUAUGGGACUUAUGUCGACCUUGAACGAAGGCAGUAGCAUCGGACGCAUUGUAGGUUAUUCGUUGAUUUGUGGCGCAGGCUUUGGUUCCGGAACACAGAUGACAAUGGUUAUUGCGCAGAUCGGUCUACCUGACGAUUAUCUGUCAACUGUGACCGCCUUGGUUGGUACCGCACCUACCCUGGGUGGUGUUCUCGGUGUAGCAAUCCUUGGCAAUGUGAUCAACAAUGCUUUUCGUGAUAUGCUCGUCAGGUCACCGUAUCUCUCAGUGAUAACAAGUUUGAACCCAAACUCUGUUGUUGAUACGCUUUCGCGACUUCCUGAGAGCGGGCCAGAGCGACAGACCGUUAUUGAUGCAUAUGUGGGCGCAUGGCAACGGGGGUGUUGGGUUCUCGUCGGGGUUGCAGGGCUGGAGGUGGUUCUGUGCUUGGGUCUCAAAGCUGUCGUGUUUGAUGAAAGGAGGGAAGGAAAACCCGAGGCGGAGAAAAGUCCUGUGGCGGUAUAA
Desarmillaria tabescens is the source of this 945-nucleotide messenger RNA. RefSeq names its product major facilitator superfamily domain-containing protein. Lineage: Eukaryota; Fungi; Basidiomycota; Agaricomycetes; Agaricales; Physalacriaceae. Gene Ontology annotation, biological process: transmembrane transport. The record is from RefSeq and is a predicted model, not a curated record. The transcript is spliced from 7 exons. Gene Ontology annotation, cellular component: plasma membrane. Gene Ontology annotation, molecular function: transmembrane transporter activity. The coding region runs from base 1 to 945 and encodes 314 amino acids.